Messenger RNA from Malassezia vespertilionis, 660 nucleotides. It is a transcript of the gene OTU2, whose product is annotated as ubiquitinyl hydrolase 1. The transcript is spliced from 5 exons. The record is from RefSeq and is a predicted model, not a curated record. Bases 1 to 660 code for a protein of 219 amino acids. Lineage: Eukaryota; Fungi; Basidiomycota; Malasseziomycetes; Malasseziales; Malasseziaceae.
AUGGUGAGUGUGCCGCAAGACGGCGAUGGUGCGGGCAUGCUCCCUGGAAAAAAGAUGAACCGCCACAAAAUGCGCUUGGCUCACUGCGAGGCACGUCGCGAGCAGGAAAUGGAGCGCGCGCGCGCCGAAGCGGCGCGCGAGCUGAGCGAGGGCGGCGGCGAUCCGCAAGAGGCAGCGCGCGAAGCCGCGGCGCUGAGCUGCUACUGUGCCGAGCAUAAUCUGCAUGUGUACGAGCUUGUAUUCGGCGCUGGCCGAUCAACUAAACGUGCGGCAGCCUGCGUCGCACCCGGUACCGAUAUGUUUAUCCCGUUCAUCACCGACUUGGACGAGACGUACGCGAAUGUCGAUGCCAACAGCGAGGCGCUCUCUUCAACGGACAAGUUUAUGCAGUACUGCGACGCGGUGGAAAACACAUCUAUAUGGGGCGGCCAUCCCGAGAUUCUUGCGCUCGCCAAUGUGCUGCAUACGUCCGUGCAUAUUUUCCAAGCGGAAAUGCCGAUCGUCAAGAUUGGCGAGGAGUUUACCGACAAGGCCCCGCUGCAGAUCUCUUACCAUGUGAAGAUGUUUGGCUUGGGCGAGGUACGUUGGUGGAUCGACUUACACGCAGCACUACAACUCGCUGCGCCCGAACGCGUAGGCGCCGAUGGAUGGAUUUUGUAG